UAUAACCGCCCUAAGCUCUAGCUUGAGAGCGAGUGGCAGCUGUCGGCAGGAAGGAAGCAGUCUGGUCACGCUCACUGGACUUUGUUGCUGAUUAUUGGGAGAGAUACUUGGUGGCUGCUCCAACUGGCUUUGUCUCUGGACUCGCAGUGAAAAGGCUCCUUGUGGACACUGAGGGUCCAUCCUCAGCACUUGGAUUUCUACAGCCCCCAGGCCCGGAUCUCAGAAGGCUUCCAGAUUCUAGACCCCAGCAGACGCCGAGCCAUGGCUUCCAUGGGGCUACAGGUGAUGGGCAUUGCGCUGGCCGUGCUGGGCUGGCUGGGCGCCAUACUGAGCUGCGCGCUGCCCAUGUGGCGCGUGACGGCCUUCAUCGGCAGCAACAUCGUCACGUCGCAGACCAUCUGGGAGGGCCUGUGGAUGAAUUGCGUGGUGCAGAGCACCGGCCAGAUGCAGUGCAAGGUGUACGACUCCAUGCUGGCGCUGCCACAGGACCUGCAGGCGGCCCGUGCCCUCAUCGUCGUCUGCAUCAUCCUGGCUGUGCUGGGCGUGCUGCUGUCCGUGGUGGGUGGCAAGUGCACCAACUGCCUGGAGGAUGAGAGCGCCAAAGCCAAGACCAUGAUUGUGGCGGGCGUGGUGUUCCUGCUGGCCGGCCUGCUGGUGAUGGUGCCGGUGUCCUGGACGGCCAACACCAUCAUCCGCGACUUCUACAACCCCCUGGUGGCCGCUGGCCAGAAGCGGGAGAUUGGCGCCUCGCUCUAUGUGGGCUGGGCGGCCGCAGGCCUGAUGAUGCUCGGUGGGGCCCUGCUCUGCUGCAACUGCCCACCCCGCACCGAAAAGCCCUACUCCGCCAAGUACUCCGCCGCUCGCUCCGCCCCCGCCAGCAACUACGUGUAAGGUGCAGCUGCUCAACUCUGCAGGUCAGCUUUGUUUCUCCCUGGACUGAGCUCAGCGUGGCCUGCUAGGGACUGGGCAAACAGGAACUGAGCCAGGCCGAUGGCCGGCAGCUCUCAGCCCCUCCUGGCCCCCUCGGACACCUUCCCUAGGCCUCCUCUACAUUAACAAGAAUGAGCUGAGACUACCGAGUCACCCUCCUCCGAAUGGCAGGUCGAUACAGGGGAGGGGGUGGCGCAACAGCGAGUGGCAGUGGAGCGGGGAGCUGGCUCUUGCUGGCAGGACAGCUCAGCCUUGACUCUUCUUGGGCUCUGCCUCUGAGUGGAUGCCCUGACCACGUCCCUGUUGCCACUGUCCCCUUCUUUGAUCUUCCCCACUGUCUUUGACUGCAUCCUGUAGAAACCUGUGGCACUGAGAUUGGUUGGGGACUCUCGCCUACCUGCCUGUGGAGCCCAGAGUUGACAGACAGGUUUAGAGGGGAGGGGUGAAGGUUUUACAAACUGGUUUGGGUAGUGAUGGGGGAGGGGGCCAUAGAGGUGGCCCUGACUACCUACCUGUACCCCUUCCUGCCUGCCCUGCAGCCUCAGCACAAGUACCCUGGGGCCCUCGAGACUGGCCACCUCUGGAUCUGCAGUCCCUGCGAAAGUCAUUGGUCAGCCUGGGGCAGGGGGAAUGGUCUUUCUCUGGACUUUAUCCCAGGAAGUCCUGGAACUUUCCCCUACUAUCUCUGUGGUUUCUGUUUUGUAAUUUAAGAUCUAUUUGUCACGGUAAUUACUAUUAUUUUCUACAAUAAAUGGGACCUGUGCACAGGAACUCGGUA
This is a messenger RNA of Rhinolophus ferrumequinum (greater horseshoe bat), 1708 nucleotides long. It is a transcript of the gene CLDN4, whose product is annotated as claudin 4. The coding region runs from base 262 to 891 and encodes 209 amino acids. Gene Ontology annotation, molecular function: structural molecule activity. The record is from RefSeq and is a predicted model, not a curated record. NCBI's taxonomy places the organism in Eukaryota, Metazoa, Chordata, Mammalia, Chiroptera, Rhinolophidae. Gene Ontology annotation, biological process: bicellular tight junction assembly; cell adhesion. Gene Ontology annotation, cellular component: plasma membrane; bicellular tight junction. The transcript has a single exon.